Molecule: messenger RNA, 511 nt
Organism: Morone saxatilis (striped sea-bass)
Lineage: Eukaryota; Metazoa; Chordata; Actinopteri; Moronidae
Product: serine/threonine-protein kinase WNK4-like
Exons: 3
Coding region: 40-375 (111 amino acids)
Source: RefSeq, a predicted model, not a curated record
CGGGUGGUGGAGUGUCAGCUGCAGACUCACAACAGUAAGAUGGUGACCUUUAAGUUCGACCUGGACGGAGACAAUCCGGAGGACAUCGCCUCUGUGAUGACGCACAGAGACUUCAUCCUGCCGUCAGAGCGAGAAGGAUUCAUCCUCCGCAUGUACGACAUCAUCCAGAGGGCGGAGUCUAUGAUGCAUCAACAGCAGCCGGCCAACACUGACAGGUUAUCUCACCUGACCACCACAGAGGCCAUGCCAAACCUGCUGGCACAGGGCCUCUCCAGAACUCUGUCCUCAUCUUCACUUCCUGGUAAGAAAAUAAGGAAGGAGUGUGGAGGGAGAAGUGUUUUCCAAACACAAGAUAGUUUAGAGAUCAGUUUAUAAGUUUGGAUCAGAUGAUUUGAUAUGUGUCACACAGUUCACCAUCAGAUCCAAUAUGUUGAGAUAUUUUUAGUUGCUAAGAAGUUUUUAUUAACUAAAUUAAAAGGAAAACAUGUUUUUAAGUACUGAAUCAUAAAAG